Molecule: messenger RNA, 249 nt
Organism: Dracunculus medinensis (Guinea worm)
Lineage: Eukaryota; Metazoa; Nematoda; Chromadorea; Rhabditida; Dracunculidae
Source: the annotation of a GenBank genome assembly
AUGUCUCAUAUCUAUAAUCAAACCGAUCACUCAGUGAUAUCAUCAACAGCUGCUUUGCUCCACCAAUGUUCAUUAAAUGAUGGUCCACCAGAAAGCCAAGCGAUAGCCUCGAUGCCAAAUCGAUUGCAUACAAGUGUUUCAGAGUCAGUUCUUUGUAAAAUACAUAGGCGGAAUGCAGUGGGCGAUUUAUCUGAAGGUAUCGAUGCAAAAAUCUUACAACAGUUGCAAUCAUUCGUUUCAAGCCAAUGA